Messenger RNA from Paramormyrops kingsleyae, 1912 nucleotides. RefSeq names its product sideroflexin-1. Lineage: Eukaryota; Metazoa; Chordata; Actinopteri; Osteoglossiformes; Mormyridae. The record is from RefSeq and is a predicted model, not a curated record. Gene Ontology annotation, molecular function: monoatomic ion transmembrane transporter activity. Gene Ontology annotation, cellular component: mitochondrial inner membrane. Gene Ontology annotation, biological process: serine import into mitochondrion; monoatomic ion transport.
UAGCGACUGUUAUUUUGAAACUAUCGGCUCACUAAAAACCGGAAGUCGACUUUGAAAUUGGCAGAAGCGAAGCGGCUGCUAUUUGGUGCGAACGGAAGAAGCAGCGAGGCGCAACCGAUCGGACCCCGCCUGACUCUCUCUGUCUUUCAAAUUGAUCAUCAUGAGUACAGAGCUCAGCACAGACAUUAAUAUCAAGGAACCACGAUGGGAUCAAGGGACAUUCAUUGGGAGAGCCAAGCAUUUCUUCACUGUCACUGACCCCCGAAAUAUCCUGUUAUCCACGGAACAGCUGGAGUCAGCGCGACAAAUCAUUCAGGAUUACAGGCAAGGAAUCGUGUCUCCAGAACUCACAGAAGAUGCGCUGUGGAGGGCAAAGUACAUCUAUGACUCCGCCUUUCACCCGGACACGGGGGAGAAGAUGAUCCUGAUUGGUCGGAUGUCUGCGCAGGUUCCCAUGAACAUGACCAUCACAGGAUGCAUGAUGACCUUCUAUAAGUCAACUCCAGCAGUCGUCUUCUGGCAAUGGAUCAAUCAGUCUUUCAACGCAAUAGUCAAUUACACCAACAGAAGUGGCGAUGCCCCUAUAACCGUCAGUCAGCUCGGUACCGCGUAUGUGUCCGCCACCACAGGCGCCGUCGCUACAGCUUUAGCGCUAAACGCACUAACCAAGCAUGUCUCACCACUUAUAGGCAGAUUUGUUCCAUUUGCUGCCGUAGCUGCUGCAAACUGCAUCAAUAUCCCAUUGAUGAGGCAAAGAGAACUUAAACACGGUAUUCCAAUAACGGAUGAGAACGGAAACAGGUUAGGGGAGUCUAAAAAGGCCGCCCAGCAAGCCAUCUCACAGGUGGUGGUGUCCCGAAUCCUCAUGGCCUCCCCAGGAAUGGCUAUUCCGCCAUUCUUGAUGAACACCCUUGAAAAAAGAGCAUUUCUAAAGAGGUUUCCGUGGAUGAGUGCACCCAUUCAAGUGGGACUGGUAGGGAUCUGCCUGGUGUUCGCCACUCCGCUCUGCUGCGCCUUGUUUCCACAGAAGAGCUCGAUGUCAGUGAACCGCUUGGAGCCUGAGCUCCAGGCGAAGAUCAAGGCCAGUUACCCAGAGGUAGAGAGGGUUUACUUCAACAAAGGCCUGUGACGACCAGGCCACGUCAUCCUGGUCACCAUCCCAAACCACCCCCAGCACAGCAUGCCAUCCAACGUGCCAAAGUCCCCUCUUCCGUUUCUCCUGGAUUCAUAUGGACCUCAGUGAUUUCUCCCUGUAUUUCAACCUGUAACACGUCUGAUUUUCUUUAAUAUUUGUUUUCAACCUGGAAUUUUUCUGUGCCAUGUUCUUCGUGUGAUAUUCCACAUACCGCAUGCUACGCGGUUGGCUCAUUCCUCUUCCCACAUUUUCCUCCCUGUUUGAAAUUCAUUCUUUAAAUGCAGAUAUUAGUGCUGGUCUGUUGGUGUCUCCCAAAGCUGUUGGAAAUGUGGAUUUCUGACAAGGUACCUUAGGGGGUCUCCUGUUCUACUCGAUUUUAGAAGUGCAAUUUCCACGACAAAACAGGCCGGGCAUCAUCUCCCUGUGUCUUACGCUGUGUUUUACUGCCAAAAUGUUUUCCUCAUUUUCUUUAAGGCCCUUCCUCUGGGUCCUUACUGAAAUUAGGAAUUUUACUCAAGUACAGUCUACGAAAUAUAUACAAUUUAUCUGCAAGUGAAUUCUCUAACGAUGCGUAUGAACAAAGACCGUUCAUGAUGUACAUAUAGCACUACUGUGUGUAUUUAUGGCCUUCAAGAACAAACUGCAAACGGGAGAAAAUGCAAAUAUAAAAUAUACAUAUCCUGUGUAUAGAUCGGAGGUCCUGGAUGGUGAUAAGCAAUUUUUGCAUAAUCUCUGGUUUUCACCAAUAAAACAGGUGCUUUAUGACUUGUGUCACAA